GUUGGUGUGAGAAAAGAGGAUGCAGAGGAUAGGGUUAGAUGGAGGCAGAUGAUUCGCUGUGGCGACCCCUGAAAGGGAACAGCCGAAAGACAAAGAAGAAGUUACAGGAAAGAAGUAAGACAACGCAAGUGCAAGAAUGAAAGGGAGAUGUGCUGCUUUACAUAAGAGAAGACACAAAUUCUACCUGCUCUUUGUGUCAUUGUCCAUUGUGUGUCUCCUGAAGUUUGUCUACGUAAAGGUCUCGUUGAAAAACCGAUUUUACGUCGAGCCCUAUGGAAUUACAGUAAGAUCAUCUAAUUCUCAGCCUAACAAAGAUGCCAUUGACUGCACUGCCAUUUAUCAGCUAGAUCCAGUAGAAAUUGGCAAGUCGUUGGAGAUAAGGCGCAGAGACAUUGUGGAUUUGGAUGAUGAGAGUGUUGUGUCCUUCACUGAGGACUGUUCAAAAUACCUAUUCGCAAGAGGUUACAAUGGCAUCCCUGUGACUAAUGAGGAGCGUGACUUUCCACUGGCGUACUCUUUAGUAGUGCAUAAGAAUAUGCCCAUGGUAGAGAGGAUUAUCAGGGCCAUCUAUGCACCGCACAACAUAUACUGCAUACAUUAUGAUCAGAAGUCCUCGAAAUCCUUUAUCGCCGGGGUAAAAAACCUGGCCAAAUGUUUCCCAAACAUAUUUAUCGCCUCCAAGCUGGAAUCAGUGCAGUAUGCGCACAUCACAAGACUCCGCGCAGAUCUCAAUUGCCUGUCGGACCUAAUGAGGUCAGAGGUCAAAUGGAAGUAUGCUAUUAAUCUUUGUGGGCAAGACUUCCCACUCAAGUCCAACUAUGAGCUGGUAAAGGAACUAAAAACGUUGAAGGGUGCAAACAUGUUGGAGUCGAGCCGACCCAGUGAGCUAAAGAGACAACGCUUUAGCUUUCAACACGAACUUAAAGACGUCCCAUAUGAGUAUCAGAAGCUACCUGUUAGAACUACAGUUGCUAAAAGCGCUCCGCCUCAUGACAUUGAAAUGUUUAUUGGAAGUGCCUAUUUUGUCCUUUCACGUGAUUUCGUCCAGUAUGUUCAGACUAGCCAGCUGGCAAAAGACUUCUUCGAGUGGUCAGCUGACACCUACUCUCCGGAUGAGCACUUUUGGGCUACGCUGGCACGAGUGCCUGGAGUGCCCGGAGAGAUCCUAAGGUCGGAGGCCGAUGUUACCGAUUUGAAGAGUAAAACCCGUCUAGUAAAAUGGAAUUAUUUGGAAGGGUCUUUGUACCCCCCUUGCACUGGAACACACAUGCGUAGUGUUUGCAUUUAUGGUGCUGCAGAACUCAGGUGGCUCUUGAACUAUGGCCACUGGUUUGCAAACAAGUUUGAUCCCAAAGUGGACCCUGUCCUCAUUCAGUGUCUUGAGGAAAAACUUGAGGAAAGUAAAAUUCAACAUGGGUUAAGUACAGUCUCUUAAAAGAUGGACCUUUAUUACAGUAUAUGCACCAAGUUUUUGGGCUUGUUUGUACAUGUUUCUGACCAAAACUGUAUUGCCCCUAUUUUGAGACAAAAAAAGGUUAGAGUCUCUGUUAAAUGUGAGCAAAACAAUUAAUGCAUUUUGCCAUUGAAACUGAAACUUAUGACCUCAAUGACUAUUUAAAGUGCCUUUUAACUCUUGUGUGUCUUUCUUUUUGUGUUACAAAAGAUCUAUGGAACAUCUUAUUAAAAAGCACAUUUAUAGAGUACCCAA
Clarias gariepinus (North African catfish) is the source of this 1708-nucleotide messenger RNA. RefSeq names its product glucosaminyl (N-acetyl) transferase 4a (gene gcnt4a). Bases 137 to 1435 code for a protein of 432 amino acids. The transcript is spliced from 2 exons. Gene Ontology annotation, molecular function: acetylglucosaminyltransferase activity. Lineage: Eukaryota; Metazoa; Chordata; Actinopteri; Siluriformes; Clariidae. Gene Ontology annotation, cellular component: membrane. The record is from RefSeq and is a predicted model, not a curated record.